GCAUUCCGAAAUACCUAAUCAAAACAUUCAAGAUUAAAAAUUUUAAUAUUUGAAUGGAAAUAAUGAGAAAGUAUUAAAUACAUAGUGUUGGAUAAAAAAUGCUCAAAACAAUGUCGUUUUCAUCACGAAUGCCACUAUUCGCUCGUUUCAUGUGUAGAAAUAUCUUUGAGGAGAGCAUUGCUCCAUGCAGAUUCAGAAAAUACUCUACAAAAACUGAAAGAGUUUCCAGGGGAAUGUUUAGUAUAGGAUUGACUGGAAUUACAGUGGGAGCUUUAGUUGGAACCGGCUACUCAAUUCAUUAUAUGAAUAAGCCUAGAGGACACAUUAUCAAUGAGGAAACUACGAUACCAAUAUUCCAAGAUAUUCCGAAAAUUGAACCCAGUAAAUCUGUUAAAAUAUUAGGUGAUCGCAGUGGACUUGACCUCACCUUAUUUCAGUACCAAACAUGCCCCUUCUGUUGCAAAGUGAGAGCUUUCCUUGAUUAUUACGGAAUAUCAUAUGAUAUAGUAGAAGUCGAUCCUGUCUUGAGACAGUCGAUUAAAUGGUCUCCAUACAAAAAAGUUCCAAUAUUGGUCGCUAAAACUGAUCAAGGGUAUCAACCAAUGAAUGAUAGUACCAUGAUAAUAUCUGCACUUGCCACUUAUUUAACAGAUACAAACAAGGAUAUUCCAGAUAUAACUAAAUGUUUUCCAUCCAUUACUUUUAUCGAUGAUGACGGUGUGAAAAGAAACGAAAUUAUGAAUAGAUAUUUUUUGAUGUUGAGUAAUCAAUCAUCACAGUUGGUUGAUGAAAAAUAUAGCAAUGAAGAGAGGAAAUGGCGAAAAUGGGCAGAUAAUGUCCUUGUACACACCCUGUCUCCUAACGUCUAUCGAACUACAGACGAAGCUUUACAAGCAUUCAACUGGUUUUCCGAAAUAGGCGAAUGGGAACGAAAUUUCCCUACCUGGGAACGAUAUCUAAUAAUAUACGUAGGAGCCGCAGCUAUGUGGCUGAUUGGAAAACGUCUCAAAAAGAGGCAUGGUCUCAAAGAUGAUGUGAGGCAGUCAUUGUAUGAUGAAUGUAAUACCUGGACACGAGCCAUAACUGCAAAAGGGACGCCUUAUAUGGGAGGCGAUAAACCGAAUUUGGCGGAUUUGGCUGUUUACGGAGUACUUAGCAGUAUUGAGGGGUGUAGAACAUUCAAGGACAUAUUGGAAAAUACCAAGAUUCAGAGGUGGUAUAACAGUAUGCAAAAAGCUGUUACACAUCAUCAUGGUGCAAGAUUCGUUUAAAGUGAUUUUUACCGUUCAAUCAUUGACAUGUAUUAUAUCAUAAUUCGUUUAAAUAUAUUUAUUUCCUUAAUUGUU
Molecule: messenger RNA, 1346 nt
Organism: Phaedon cochleariae (mustard beetle)
Lineage: Eukaryota; Metazoa; Arthropoda; Insecta; Coleoptera; Chrysomelidae
Source: the annotation of a GenBank genome assembly